ACAUUCACAAACAUCGAGGCCACACCAUCCUUGCUGCCGGCCAAGCGCUAUUGCGACAUCACAGGACUUCCAAGUGUGUACUGCGACCCGGUUACAAAGGCUCGCUUCCAUAAUCAAGAAGUCUUCGACAAGGUCAAGAUAUUGGGCGUAGAUGGCUCUCAGCCGUUCCUUGCGCUACGAAACAGCCAGAUAGUCUUGCGCUGA
Protomyces lactucae-debilis is the source of this 204-nucleotide messenger RNA. RefSeq lists its product as uncharacterized. Gene Ontology annotation, biological process: chromatin remodeling. The annotation marks the transcript as partial. NCBI's taxonomy places the organism in Eukaryota, Fungi, Ascomycota, Taphrinomycetes, Taphrinales, Protomycetaceae. The transcript has a single exon. The record is from RefSeq and is a predicted model, not a curated record. Gene Ontology annotation, cellular component: Ino80 complex.